CCGGAAGUGCACCAGACAUCAUGUACUUCCAUUGUUUUGAGAGUCUUGGGAUAGAUCCAGCUCUGUUGCAGAGGUAUGAUGGUCCCAUCUACGGGUUCAACAACCAACCAGUUCCAGUCGAGGGAGUACUUACCAUGAACGUAGCAUUUGGGAGUGGCCGAAGUUAUGUGACCCCUACAGUGAGGUUUUUAGUGGUCAAAAUGGCGUCUUCUUUCAACGUUGUUAUUGGCCGACCUACACUAACUGAGAUUCGAGCCGUGGUUUCCCAGUCCCAUCUGUGCAUGAAAUUCCCAACUCCUACGGGAAUAGCAACACUGCGAGGCAACCAGGAGGUAGCUCGGCAUUGCUAUAUCACCUCGAUAACACAGCCUCAGAAGGGCAAGACUCAGACACCCGAGAUUAAUCCCAAACAGAUACCUGAUGAUCGGCAAGUUAUGGGUGUCGAAAUAGUAGAUAACCGACCUGAAGAUGAAACCAGAGCUGCUCCGGUUGAAGAUGUGGAGGAGGUACAGAUUGAUGACAGAGAUCCGAGCAGAAAAACGCAAAUUGGGACUAAAUUGAACUCGGAGGAAAGAGCAGAGUUAAUAGCUUUUCUUCGGGCCAAUAACGAUGUUUUUGCAUGGACUUCAGUAGAUAUGCCGGGAAUCCCCACUUCAGUUUUUCAACAUAAACUCAGCACCAAUCCCCUCAAGAAACCAGUAGCACAGAAGCGACGUCUCUUCGGGGGGGAGAGGUUAAAGGUUAUUAAAGAAGAAGUUGAGAAACUCUUACAAGCCGGCUUUGUCAGGAGGGUAGAUUACUAUGAGUGGGUCGCCAAUCCGGUGUUGGUGAAGAAAGCAAAUGAUAAAUGGCGGAUGUGCAUCGAUUACACUAACCUUAACGAUGCAUGUCCAAAGGAUUGUUAUCCAAUGCCAAACAUUGAUAAACUAGUUGAGGCAGCUUCGGGAAAUGAGAGAUUAAGUCUCUUGGAUGCAUACUCAGGCUACCACCAAGUCCCAAUGGCUCCUAAGGAUGAAGAAAAAACCUCGUUCUAUGCUGGCGACGAGAUCUAUUGCUAUGUAAUGAUGCCCUUUGGUUUGAAGAAUGCAGGUGCCACUUACCAGAAGAUGGUUACCAUCGUGUUCCGAGCUCAAAUAGGACGGAAUCUGGAAGUUUAUGUUGAUGAUAUAGUGGUGAAGAGUUUGAAAGCCGACAAUCAUUUAACCGAUCUUGAGGAGACAUUCAACAAUUUCAGACAGAAUAGAAUGAGGUUAAACCCAGCCAAGUGCAUCUUUGGUGUGGAAUCUGAAAAAUUCCUGGGUUUUAUGGUUUCCCGGAGAGGAAUUGAGGUCAACCCAGAGAAGAUCAGAGCAAUUGCCGAGAUGGAACCGCCGAAGUCAGUUAAGGACAUACAGAGGUUGACUAGAAGGGUAGCAGCUCUUCAUCGGUUCAUAUCGAAGUCAGCAGAUAAGUGCCUACCAUUUUUCAAGAUUAUGAGGUCAGCUGCCCA
Rubroshorea leprosula is the source of this 1489-nucleotide messenger RNA. NCBI's taxonomy places the organism in Eukaryota, Viridiplantae, Streptophyta, Magnoliopsida, Malvales, Dipterocarpaceae. The record is from the annotation of a GenBank genome assembly.